ACAUACGCAACUACGUGACAGCAAGUAAAAGGCACGUACAUUGAAAUUUUCUAAGUGGGGAAGGUGAUUCACCAAAAUCUGCAGGGUAUUCGGGAGAGCCAAUUCCGUGGGGGAGCUUCCUCUCUGUUUCUUUUUAGUUUUUCCAGAUAAACCAUGCUGCGAAUGGGGGGAUUUUGUAUGUUUGACAUUAAUAAUAUUCAGAGAAUCGGGUAAUUAAUGGGAGACUUGAAGACUGUACAUUAUUUAUAACAAGAAUAAUAAUUAUAGUUAAGUAUACAGGAGUUGGGAUUUUUUUUUUUCUUACAUUUAUUAUGGUGCAUUGGUUAUGCCCAUUUUUGUUAUUGUAUUUUGGAUGGUUUUCCUGAUUUAAAAAGGAAAAAAAAAAAUUAUAAAGCAAACUUCUUGUUUUUCACGAGCUGUGUUCGUAACUUCGUGAUUGGAUCGGUACAAAGUCUGCUCACUGCUGCUCUCGCACUGUCUGUGACUCUCUCUUUCACUUCUCUGAAGCGUUCCCCACGGCGAAAGAGAGUGAGAGUAAGAGCCAAAGAAAGACAAUAGUGGGUGUUUGUGGCUUAACCAAACAAGCCACUCAUGAAUUCACGCUGAUUUUCAGGGUCUCUCUCUCUGUCUCACUCCCCAGCUCUACCACCCACAGAGCAAGGUCAGAGGAUGUCCAGGCCUCUGCAUAGAGGUGCAUCUGGGCCACGGAUCUCUGCUAGCAGCAAUGAUUUGUGCGACUCUCAAAUGAAAGAUAAAACAGAAAAGGAAGAGCUGGAUAGAAGAGGUUCUGAUCAUAGUUGUUUAUUCCUGAAGUUUCCUUUCCGGUUACUUCUCCCAGAUAAUUAUACUCUCAAAUAUGGUAUGGCGGAGAAUGACUUUGCAUCUGAUUCCUUGGUCAUUGGAACUCAGCGAAGUAGGCACAGAUUGACAAUGCUGCUUUUAAAGUUCAGUCUGAUAUUGAUUGCAAUUCUUGCACUCACUGGAUCCUUUUGGUGGGCGAUUUCUAUCUCUACAACUUCGAGAGGUCACAUAUUCCAUGGCUAUAGGCGACUCCAAGAGCAACUUGUUUUAGACUUGUGGGAUAUCGGGGAGCUUUCUCUGGGUUCCUUAAAGUUGAAAGAGUUGGAAUUCUGUCCUCAGGAGUUUGAAAAUCAUGUUCCUUGCUUCAAUGUUACGGCCAAUCUUGCUUUGAGCCAUUCUGAUAGCAAUGAAUUCGACAGGUUCUGCGGGCAUGAGCCAAGGCAAAAUUGUUUGAUUGUUCCACCACUAAAUUACAAGAUUCCUAUCAGGUGGCCUACUGGAAGAGAUGUCAUAUGGUUUGCAAAUGUCAAAAUUACCGCACAGGAGGUAAUGUCCUCCGGAAGCUUGACCAAGAGGAUGAUGAUGUUGGACGAAGAGCAGAUCUCCUUCCGUUCUGCUUCUUUCAUGUUUGAUGGCAUUGAAGAUUACUCGCAUCAAAUUGCAGAAAUGAUUGGGCUGCGAAAUGAAUCCAACUUCAUUCGUGCUGGGGUUAGAACCAUCCUGGAUAUAGGAUGUGGUUAUGGUAGCUUUGGAGCACAUCUCUUUUCAAAUGAACUCUUAACCAUGUGCAUUGCAAACUAUGAGGUUUUGGGCAGUCAAGUUCAACUCACUCUUGAAAGGGGUCUUCCUGCAAUGAUCGGUUCCUUUAUUUCGAAACAGUUACCAUAUCCAUCUCUCUCUUUUGAUAUGUUGCAUUGCGCACGAUGCGGCAUUGAUUGGGACCAAAAAGAUGGUAUUUACCUGAUUGAAGUUGAUAGAGUAUUAAAACCGGGUGGAUACUUCGUCUGGACAUCACCAGAUACCAAUUUCCAAGGAGUAAUCCGUACUAAAGAGCAUAAAAAAAUGGGGAAGUUCGUUCAUGAUUUUGCAGAAAACCUUUGCUGGGAGAUGUUGUCACAACAAGAAGAAACUAUUGUAUGGAAAAAGACCAGUAAAAGGAAUUGUUAUAGUUCAAGGAAACCUGGUUCGGGCCUUUCUAUAUGCAGCAAAAGCAAUGAUGUCGAGUCUCCAUAUUAUCGACCACUACAAGCUUGCAUAGGUGGAACUCGGAGCCGCCGAUGGAUUCCAAUUGAAGAGAGGACAGCCUGGCCAUCGAGAGCUAACUUGAACAAGAGGGAACUUGCUCUCCAUGGUCUACACCUGGAAGAAUAUGCUGAUGAUACUGAUCACUGGAAAGCAGCAGUCCGUAACUAUUGGUCUCUUCUGUCACCAUUAAUAUUCUCAGAUCAUCCAAAGAGACCUGGUGAUGAGGAUCCCUCAGCACCUUAUAACAUGCUUAGAAAUGUGCUAGACAUGAAUGCUAACUUUGGCGGUUUCAAUUCUGCAUUAUUGGAAGCUAAGAAGUCUGUGUGGGUCAUGAACGUGGUCCCUACAAAUGGACCCAACUAUCUUCCCUUGAUCAUGGAUAGGGGUUUUGUAGGUGUAUUGCACAAUUGGUGUGAAUCUUUUCCAACAUAUCCUAGAACUUAUGACUUGGUCCAUGCAGCAGGACUUCUAUCCCUUGAAAUUGGUCAGCAGCGCAGGUGUACCACACUUGAUCUGUUCUCUGAGCUUGAUAGAUUACUUCGUCCAGAGGGUUGGGCAAUAUUCCGCGACACAGCUGCCCUUAUUGAAUCUGUGAGAGCUCUAACGACAAGGCUAAAGUGGGAAGCGCGGGUUGUAGAAGUGGAAAAUAACAGUGACGAGAGACUUCUUAUUUGCCAGAAACCUUUCUUCAAGAGACAAGCAAACUAAUUACGAGUUUUCAAAGGGUGCCCAAGAAGCGACAUCUUAGUAUCAGUAUUUAUUUUCUGGAUGUUAAUUACUCUCCAUAAAGCUCCUCCCUGAAAGAAGGAUCGAUAAUUUUUUGAACCGAAGAAUCAAGAAAACAGAGAGAUAGAGAGACAGAAAAAGAAUCUUUUGUGGAAUUGACCACAACUACUAUGUAGCCGCAAGGCUUACAUAGGGCCAUGUAAGUAGGCAAUUUAGGCGCAGUGCAAGUCAGAAAGUACAGGAUGGGAUUUAAUUUUCCAAGUGAUGUCACAUUAUAUAUAUAACUAUACAAACACAUGAUUAAGAUUGUGAAGAUAAUUACAGAAUAAUCCACGGCUGUUUGCUGUAGUAUAUAAAAUGCUUGGCAGGGCAUUUUUGGUUCAAA
Molecule: messenger RNA, 3157 nt
Organism: Carya illinoinensis
Lineage: Eukaryota; Viridiplantae; Streptophyta; Magnoliopsida; Fagales; Juglandaceae
Product: probable pectin methyltransferase QUA2
Exons: 9
Coding region: 670-2754 (694 amino acids)
Cellular component (GO): cytoplasm
Molecular function (GO): methyltransferase activity
Source: RefSeq, a predicted model, not a curated record